ACCAGUUGUGCAAGAGAAGGGCUCUGUACCACAAUGAUCCGAAGACAGUCUGCUUUGAUUCUCCUCAGUACCUUGUCUCUGAUUCAAACUGCAGAGGUUGCUGAGCAGAUCUCUUUGACUGUGGUUGAACCUGGUGGUAGUUUGAAUCUGACAUGUCCGUUCCUUGCUAAUGAAGCUGGGUUGUUUUACUGGUAUAAGCUGGAGUUUGGAUAUAUGGUCCAAACAGUUGCAGCGGGGACUUUUAUGUCAGUAAAUCUUCAAGCUCCAUUUGACAACUCAAGAUUCACAGUCACAAAAGUGAACAGUCAGUAUGUUCUCAACAUCAGAAAUGUGAGCAAAGAAGAUGAAGCAACAUACUUCUGUCAAGCAGGAUCGGCAUACAUAAUGAAGUUCAUUAACGGCACGCUUCUGGUUGUGAACGGUAAAGUAUGUUCUUUUGCUGCUUUGUCAAAAACAAACAAUCCAUUCAUUAAUUCCUGCCUCUUUAUGAAUCACACAGAUCAUAAAAAUCAGAAGAAGUCUUUCUACGUGAAACAAAAUCCGGAGGCUGAGUGGGUCGAGCAGGGCGAAAGAGUGACUCUCGAAUGUUCACUUCUCUCCACAAACAAAGAAACCUCAGAUGAGUGUCCAGGUGAACACAGUGUGUACUGGUUCAGAUCUCGAUCAGGAGAAUCUCAUCCAAGCGUCAUUUACACUCAAAGUGACGAACAAGAGGAGAGAAGUUGUUUCCACAGUCUGUCCAAAACUAUACAGAACUCCUCUGAUACUGGGACUUACUACUGUGCUGUGGUCACAUGUGGAGAGAUCCUGUUCGGUGAAGGAACUAAAGUGGAAACAAAAAAUCAGCUGUGCCCAUACCUGGUUGUGCUCGGGAUUUUGCUGGGCUGCUCUGUGAUUGUGAUUGUGGCUCUAAUUAUCUUCAGAAAUCGAAAGCCAGUUUGUGAAAAUCAAAGAGGAGGAGCUUCCAUUCAUGACGGAUCAGCUGACGAUCAAGCAAGUGAUGUGGAUGGUGAAGCGGUGGCGAUGAACUAUGUAGCGCUGGAUUUCCCCUCAAGAAAUGCUAAAAGAUGGACAAACACCAGGGAGUUUCCACAGGACUGUCUGUACUCUGGCACCAGAGAUAAAAAACCAACAAGUCUCAUGUUAAUAGACAGAGUCAAGAUGAUCCUGUUAUGGGUUACAUUGCUUGUUCUUCAUCGAGGAUAUGCGCUGGUUCCAGUGACCACAGUUCAACUUGGUGAACCUGUGACUUUAACGUGUGAUUUGCCUGAUGAGUUUAGAGAUAAACUCCACUGGAACAAGCAGAGUGCUGGGGAGACUCUGAAAUUAAUUGUGAGACUGCAGAAAUAUGCGAGCCCUGUGUAUGGACCAGAGUUUUCUGCCUCAAGACUGGAUGUAAACAUUUCUAACAAAAUCAGCAGUCUGACCAUUUUGAGAAUGAUUCAGGAAGAUGAGGGAAUGUAUCACUGCGCAGUCAUGGAGUGGACUGAGACGACCUGGAGUGGCACCUAUUUGUCAUUAAAAGGAAACACUCAGAGGACAUCAAACUAUGCUGUUGUUCAGUGGCCGACAGUAUCUGAUCCAGUCCCUCCAGGAGCCUCGAUGUCUCUCCAGUGUUCAGUCCUCUCUGACUCUGAGAAUAAAAUGUGUCCAGGAGAUCACAGUGUGUUCUGGUUCAGAGCCGGAUCAGAUAAAUCUCAUCCAGACAUCAUCUACACUGAUGGAAAUAGACAUGAUGAAUGUGACAGGAACUCUGACACUCAGAAGAGUUGUGUUUAUCGCUUCUCGAAGAACGUCAGCUCCUCUGAUGCUGGGACUUACUACUGUGCUGUGGCCAUAUGUGGACAGAUAUUAUUUGGAAAUGGAACUAAAGUGGAGAUUGAGCGAACAAGAAGUCUUGAGUUUAUUGCACUGGUGAUUGUGACCGUCUGCUUGGUCAUUUCUUUAACUGGGAAUAUUGUUUUCAUCUGUUACCGAAAUACAAGACCAGCAUGUCUUCAGUUUAGAGGAAUAGAAAGUGGUGCUUCGCAAGAAGGACAUGACAACUGGAGCCAACCAGUACAUGAUAUUACUGAGGGUGGACCUGAUGUGAACUACGCUGCGCUGCAGUUCUCUGGAAACAAAGCCACAAGAGGAAGGAAGAAGAAAGAGCUGAAGACUGAGGAAAGUGUGUAUUCUCAGGUUAAAUACUCAGUGUGAAUGUGUGUAUAUUAAAACCUGCAGUUUGGUUUAUAGCUCUGACCUCUGUCAAUAAAAUACAUUGUAAAUGUUGUGGGAUCCCUUCAAAUGUUAAUGACAGUGAGUUACAGCCAAACUACAAAAUCAUAGUAUACAGACUCUGUGCUCUUUAUGUUCUAUGUUUAACUGUAUAUUGAUCCUUGCACCACAUGUUUGCAUCAGCCUGUUUUUUAUUCUUUUAUGUUUGAAAUAUUAACACUAGCUGAUAGAAAAAAAUUGAUAGAGCUAUUGCAGACUAUCUUCUUAUUUUCUACACUUCUUUCAAACAAUUACAUCUCUGCUUUUAAUUAUACUUGUUUGAAAAUAUUCUUUGCUUUUAUUUGGAGUCUUAUUUGAGGAUGUACAGUGUAAAAUAAAAAUAUGAAAAA
Epinephelus fuscoguttatus (brown-marbled grouper) is the source of this 2606-nucleotide messenger RNA. RefSeq lists its product as uncharacterized. Lineage: Eukaryota; Metazoa; Chordata; Actinopteri; Perciformes; Serranidae. The transcript has 11 exons. Gene Ontology annotation, biological process: response to bacterium. The record is from RefSeq and is a predicted model, not a curated record. The coding region runs from base 34 to 2199 and encodes 721 amino acids.